ACAACAGAGCCAGCAGACACUGCCCCAGCCACUGUCCUAACUGAAGGAUCCACGGCCUUCCAGCCCAGCCUUGGUUCAGCCCACACGACUCAGCUAGCUGUCAGCUCCCAGAUCACACCUGGGCCUGAAGGAUCUACCACCUUGUCAAGCAGCUCAGGGUCAGCACGCACAGCAAUGCUGUCUGACAGCCCCCAAACUACGUUGGUGUCUGAAGGAUCUACACCUUUCCUAAGCAGCCCAGGUUCAAGACCCACAAUGGUGUCACCUGACACCUCCCAAACCUCAGUCCUGAAAGAUGCAUCUACCACCUUGCCAAGCAGCUCCUAUUCAGCACACGUGACACCUACAUCUCACAGCUCCCAAAGCACUGCCCUUUCUGAGGGACCUAGUGUGUUCCCACACAGCCCAGGGUCAGAACCCACAAGAGUGACAUCCCCCAGCUCACAAACCUCUAUUCCAACCAGAGAAUCUACCAGGUUUCCAAGCAGCCCUGCUUCAGCACACACGGCAGAGCCAGCAGGCAGCUCUCGGACCACAGUCCAGACUGAAGGACAGACCAGCCUCCAGACCACCUCUGAAGCAUCUCACUCGACAGCACCAGCAGACGCCUCCCCAGUCACAGUCCUUCCAGAAGGAUCCACAGCCUCCCAGAAAAGCCCUGGUUCAGCCCACUCUAGACCACCCUUGGAUGUCUCCCAAACCUCCGUGUCAGUUGAAGUAUCUACAGCCUUGCCGAGCAUCCCAGGUUCUGACCACACCACGGUGCCAUCUUAUACGUCCCAAACCAAGGUCUCGACUGAAAGAUGGACAGCCUUCCCCAGCAGCCCAGGUUCAGGAUACACGACGGCACCACCUCGCAGCUCUAGAACCACGGUCCUCCAUGCCACCUCUUGGAGUUCUUUCUCGAUGUCCUCCUUCUCAGCAGUCUCUAAUGCUUCUGUUCCUACAAGUUCUCCUGGUUUUUCUUCUCACUCUACUUCAUCCCCAGCCCCCGUGUUCCCAACCAAUUCCACCGCUGGUCCUGCAUUCACCAGCAACCACACCACUUCCAUGACCACCAGCUCUUCCUCUUUGCCACCAGUGGAUUGCUACAACGGUGGACAUUGGAAUGGAAAAGAAUGCGUCUGUCCCCAAGGCUACUUUGGUUACCAGUGCCAGACCCUCCUGUAUUCCUUCCCCAUAGAAGUCCCAGACGUCCUCAAUGCCACCGUAACAGUGAUAGUGAAAGUGAUUCACAGGAACUUCACAAAUGACCUGAAUAACGCAUCCUCCCAGGCGUACCAGAAUUUCACAGAACUUUUCAAGCAAGAGAUGAACAAAGUCUACAUGGGGAAGGACCUUUCUGAAUACAGAGAGGUGAUCAUCAGGAAAUUGCUCAACGGCAGCAUCGUGGUGGAAAGUGACGUGGUCCUGGAGACCAACUAUACCUCGGAGUUUCGGACACACUUCCAGAACCUCAAAAAUAUCGUGAAGGCCAAGAUCACGAAUGCAACCAGAGAGAUCCAGAAAGAUAUUCUCAAGUGUCAAAAUUCCAUAUUGUGUUACAACUCAGAGGACACUAGGGUGGAAGAGGAUGUGAAGUUGGGCUACGACCCCCAGGAGCAAUGUGCCCGGGGAGCUGCCCAGGGCUACGGCCAAUUCUACUACGUGGAUGAACUGGACGGAAGGCUGGCCUGCGUGACCAAGUGCACCCCAGGGACAAAGUCGCAACUCAACUGUAACCAGGGCGAGUGCCAGCUGCAGCAGAGUGGCCCCCGCUGCCUGUGCCCGAACACGAACACACACUGGUACUGGGGAGAGACCUGUGAGUUGAGCCUCAGCAAGAAUCUCGUGUAUGGGAUAGUGGCUGCUGUGGUGGCGGUGAUGCUGAUCGUCGUGGUCAUCCUGACCAUCCUCCUUGGUCGAUCCCAGAGGAAACUGCACAGGCAAGAGUACGAUCCUUCUCGGGAGUGGCAGAGAGAAGGCAUCCCUGGCACCUUCCAGAACACAGACAUCUGGGAAGACAAGAACCUGAAGGAGGACAAAUUUGGCCUUGAGAAUGGCUACAGUCACUUCCGACCCUCCCUGGAGAAGGUGGACCCCACCACAGAGCUCCACAUUCAGAAGCCAGAAGUGGUGACAACGGCUCUGUGAGGGACAUGGCUCCCACCCUCCAUCCAGAUUUGGACAACAGAGAGAGGCCCACCGCAGGCAACCCUGGGUAGUCAGGAGCAAGCCGAGGCCAGACCGGCAGAUCUGCUCCGGGUGGCGGACUCGCCAGUGGUCCCUUGCCCUGGGCCAUGAAGAGGCAGCAGGGGCCAAGAGCCCUCAUCCCUCUGUCCAGGAGCCCCAAGGUUUCCAGACACCCUGCCAUCUUGUUUGCUCUUGGGUGAUUCCUUGGUCUGGAAUUUACCUCUAAUAAAAGCAACU
Ictidomys tridecemlineatus (thirteen-lined ground squirrel) is the source of this 2409-nucleotide messenger RNA. RefSeq names its product mucin 12, cell surface associated (gene Muc12). Lineage: Eukaryota; Metazoa; Chordata; Mammalia; Rodentia; Sciuridae. The record is from RefSeq and is a predicted model, not a curated record.